AUCGUGACCGUGACGUCACUAGGCGUGAAGUUUAAACAUGGCAUCCGGCUCCAGAUCGAAGCAGCAAGUUCGUUUGGAUCUUGAAGUACCGUUUUUAAAAACAAUUGCGCCGGAUAAACUGGGAAAACUAAUUGUUGAGAUCGUCAAGUACAUCCUCUACGAAAGAGAACAGCUUCCGACGCCGUACGAUGAGUUCAAAAGGUCAACCAAGCAACUCACCAGUGACUGCAACUCUGCAAACAAAACCAAACCAGCGCAUCCGAUCCGGACGAUCAAGCAGCGCCGCGCGCUCGCCUCCAUCGAUGCCAUGGACCUCAUCUUCACGUCGACACAGCAGCUCAUCCAGAGCAACAAGUUGUCUCAGGUCCUGCUUGUAUUCGGCCCCACCGUCAUGUCGCCGGUCGAGAGCUACGUCAUCCGCGUCCCCGAGCGAGACUUCGCCUGCCGCACGUGCGGAGACACGUCCGCUUUCCGCCGCUGCAUGCUACAGGUCCUAGAGACGUUCCGCGCCGUCGGACAGACGGACGGUGGCACAGCGACGACGAAGCUGACGACGUUCCUCUGCCUGCGGAGGCGCGACGUCGAGUUUGCGCUGAUGGACGUGAGGCCGAGCUUCCAGGUUCCGCGCAAGGGGCGGCUAACUGUCCUCAACCUCAGCCUGCCGUUCUGUCGACACAACGACGCCGGCUCUGUUGAUGCAACCUGCUCCAUUGGUGCAGUUGGCUCCAUUGGCGCAGCUGGCUCCGUUGGCACAGCCUGCUCUGUUAGUGCAACCAGCUCCACUGACGCAACCAGUUCCGUCGACACAAUUGGCGACACGUCGAUUCCUUCCUGCGACGACCCAGUGGAGUUGGCGGAGACUUUGAGGAAGAGACGUGGCGACGCCCGCGAUAGUCGCGGCGAGGAUCAGGACUGGGUUUGGGCACAGUGCAAGCCCGUGUUCACGACAGUGUUGGCAAGCACUUUCCCCGCGGACGCACCUACUUGUUUAUGACGCCCGCUUGCUUAGAUACGGAUCCCGUCUUCGAGCAUACAGUCGUAGGUAAAAGGAACUGGCACGCGUGUGCUUGAGGUUGGUUUGCGCAUCCGCGUCUGAGUGGCACAGUGCAUUGCGACCACGUGCGACUGCUGACAACAGUGUUUCAAAAGUAGCGCAAGGUGCAUCAAUGCACGAGGCACGUGCAGUCCUUGGGAAGAUCGUGGUGGCACAGCACAGCACUAAGCUAGAUUUCAGACGCCGUGUUCUUCUCUGAAGUGGCGCUCGGCAUGCGUUUCAAACAUUUGCACAACAAUGAAUGGCGCCACUUUUCCCAGGAUAGAGGGGCUUUAGACGGAAGCGCACGCUGGCGCCAUCUGUCAAGUAGUCCGGGAACACUUCUAAUCCGAGUAUAUUCAAACAUUUUAGGCAAUUCUUUUAACAUUAUCGAAAUUCCUACGAUAAUGUUAUCAGCAACCAUUUCUCGUGGAUAGUGCAUAGAUUUGAUCGCAAAUGCUGCGGAACCUUAAGCCUAGUUAUAUGCAGAUCGUAGGUGUUCCAUGGCUACUUGACAGAUGGUGCCAGUACUCGUAAGUAGUCGCACGCAGUUGCAAUGCAUUUAGUCGCACUCGAAUGCAGAUGUGCGAUCCAGCCUCGACUUGUCUGCCCCAAGGUGCCUCGUACUGCGCUCUGCCUUUUAUAGGUGGCGCCAGCCCACGUGCGUGACAAAGCACGACUCGCUGCGUUCCAGUUAAUUCCAGUGCGGUGCAGCCAAUCGUCAAAGCCGCACCGCCACGCCGCUCGGCACUGCAGACUGCUGCUUGUGAGAAGUGCGGCGCGUCUUUCUGUCUGAAAACUGUAAUUUACCUUGCCUUUUGGUUCCACCUGUUGUGGGGGACGAAGAACUAUUCUCUAUCCGAAGGACGUCGUCUAUCCCUUCUCGACACUGGCACGCGAGUGUGCCUAUGAUUUCUUUUGUCUACGACUGUGCGUCGACUGGGCUUUGUUAACACUGAUGUGCUGGCAACAAAUCGGUUUAAUGAAAAAUUUAGCUGCACGAGGAAGGUGACGUAUUGAAGAAUUACAACCAGAGUUCCCGAUCGUCUGUUUUGAUGGGGUCGUUCAGUAGGAAGGGCAUCGGUUGGAGUGACGGAUAACCGCGACUGUUUCUACUGUGAAGUUUUACCCAGUUGAAUGAUCUUAGGUGUGUUUGCCUUGUGCCAAAUUACUUUUACGACUAUAGCGUGAAUGAGAUGUUCGUGUUGAACAAAAAAGGAAAACAAGAGCCAUAGUGGCAAUUGAUUGCGUGAAAUAGUGUGCAUUUAUGAUUUAUACACUAGUGACGAUCUCACCACAGCGAGAAGUUGAGCGGCAUGCAGAUUACAAUCUGCUGGCUCGAAGUGCAACAAGUCCCUGCAAUUUCUGCUCAAACCUGUUCAGUCAGUUUUUGUGUUCAUUUAAUGGCCGUCAAACAAAGGGUUACCUUUGGCAUAAUGUCAUUUUGCGUCAUUGUUACGUGGUCGUGUUGUGUAAAAGUAAUGGCAGAUUAUCGAUGAGAAAAUUUAGCUUUUUACACUUUACAUCAGACGAGAUGCUGCUCCUUUACCCACAUAAAAAAAAAAAAAAAUUGAGGAAAUAAAAAAAAAAAG
This is a messenger RNA of Ixodes scapularis (black-legged tick), 2625 nucleotides long. Its product is annotated as MAD2L1-binding protein. The record is from RefSeq and is a predicted model, not a curated record. The coding region runs from base 38 to 994 and encodes 318 amino acids. NCBI's taxonomy places the organism in Eukaryota, Metazoa, Arthropoda, Arachnida, Ixodida, Ixodidae. Gene Ontology annotation, biological process: regulation of exit from mitosis. Gene Ontology annotation, cellular component: nucleus. The transcript is spliced from 3 exons.